GAUUUGUCUCAUUCUCACGUGAAAUGGCCACAAAUGAAGAAGGAAAAAGGCCCGGCCAAAAGCUCCAUGCACGGCAUUUUAAGAGGACAAACAAUGCCUCAAAACUCACGCACAAUGCCAACAAAAACGGGCACGGAUACUUGAGCAAAAGGACAAAGCCUAUCUUGGAAGGAUGCACGGCAAUAGGACAAAGGGGGAGCAUCUUGACCGAAUCACCAACACAUGCACGGCUACACAUGAAGCUUUGGACACUCCGCCCAUGCAACGCACACAACCCCACGGCACUAGCGGACAAGCACGGAUCACUUGGACAAAUUGCACGGAUACAACACACUUAUGCACACAUGAUACUACAAGACAUAAGCUUGCACAAACUCACACACAUGCACGGCAAUUUGGACACAAGAGGACAAGGAAGGCGCACGCAGGCCAUCGUGCACGUCGUGGUCUUCAUCCUUGUCCUUGCUCUCGAUCACCUUCUUCACUGUGUCUCGGCAAUGGGUAUCCUCCUCUUGCGCUUUCUGGAGUUCGUCCCAAACAGCCCAUGUUGGUCCCGUCACGGCGUCGAGCUCCACAACAUCCUCUCGCCUAGACAAUGCGCUGGCCACGGUGAGUUAAUCCGUGAGAAGUACUAUCCCACAUACUACCGAGCAGAGAUGGAGCGUCAGUUUCUAUCGCUACAGCAGGGUACUCGUACUGUCGACGAGUAUGAGAGAGAGUUCACGAGACUUGCCGCUUUUGUUCCUGAUUUGGUCCGCACGGAGGCCCAGCGAGCGCAGCGUUUCAUUGACGGGCUUUACCCAGCAGUCCGUCAUAACAUCGUAAGCCACGGGACACAGACAUAUGCACGUGCAGUCUUCAUUGCCCAGGAGGUGGAUGCUAGCCUUAGGAGGGAGGCCGUUCGUGGUCAGUCGUCUUCAGUUCCACCG
Molecule: messenger RNA, 929 nt
Organism: Striga hermonthica
Lineage: Eukaryota; Viridiplantae; Streptophyta; Magnoliopsida; Lamiales; Orobanchaceae
Source: the annotation of a GenBank genome assembly